UCAUCCACCAGAUCAUUAUCACACACAUCACAACCGUCAAUCGCUCCCUCUCCCUCCUUCCCUCCUUCUCUCGACUCCCCCCACCCCUCUCUCUCUCUCUCUCUUGCAUAUCGAGAACAUCACGAAAAUCGAGAAACCUUAACAUAGCGAAUAAAACAAAACAAAUCCAUUUAAGGCAAUAAGAAAAUAAAAAAAGAAAAUCUAGGGUUCCAAAUUCUCCUUCCUCUUCGAAUUUCUUUCCCUCCUCCGAAACAUCUUUCCUUCUCGGUGUUUUCCCUCGUUUAUUCUUUUGUUUUGCCAAGAAAGCGGGGGAAAUCUCUCCAGGCGUUUGUUUGUUUGGCUGUUUUGCCGGUUCGUCUUCACCGGAUCCAUUUUUUAAGAAAGAUAUUUUCCCGGGAAAAACAAUUCACCCUCCAUUUUCAGCUCUUGGUGAGUCGGUGACGAAGAAUUCCUUUGUUUUGGUUCUUCAAGCCGUUUAAAGGUAUUCCCCCUCUGCAUGUCUUUCUGCCUGCCUCUGUUGGUUUAAUUCGGAAACUUGUUGGCGGAAAGUGGUUUUAUAUGGAAUGCGUGUAUUUUCGUUUUUUGUUUUUUUGUUUUUCCUGCGACUUAAGGUGAAAUUUAUCGUGCCUCGUCGAUUACUUUCGUGAAAAAAGACGUUUUCUUAAUUCCUUGAAUACAGGAGUAUUGCGUGUGAAUUGUUGGUCGAGAGGAACAAAAGCGGGCGGGUGGGGUGCAGGAGAGGAGGAAUAGCUACGGAGGAUUUAUAUUCGAUAGGGAGGAUUUGAGACCUCGAAAAUAAGUUUUUUUUUUUUUUUCCUAUCUUUUAGUUUCUUGAUAUCUUGUAAUAUUCCGAUCGAUUGUUGCGAUUUUAUUUGGAAUUUCUUUGAGGUUGAAUGCGAAUUGGUGUAUGGAUUUAGAAGCAUCUUCUUCGAGAGAUUUGGUCAAAUGCUGUAAUUGUGGGUGUAGCUGCUCGUUGAUCAGUAGUUCUUCACGGGAUUGGCUUCGGUCUGUAAAGCGAAAGCAUGACGAGUUUGAGGAUGGUGACAGAUUCUCCAUUCCAGGCUUCGAUUUCUUCUCAAAUGCACGGGUUCAAAUUGAGAACGAAUGCGCUCUGCUCCGUGAGAUGGUUAGUAAGCAACAAGAAACAAUUCAGGAUUUGCAUACGGAAUUGGAGGAAGAGAGGAAUGCGUCUUCAUCAGCUGCAAAUGAGGCCAUGUCAAUGAUAUUGAGGUUGCAAAGGGAGAAGGCGGAGAUCCAAAUGGAGGCCCGACAAUUCAAGCGUUUUGCUGAGGAGAAAAUGGCACACGACCAGCAGGAGCUUGUGGCAAUGGAAGAUUUGUUGUAUAAGAGAGAGCAGGCCAUUCAGUCGUUUACUUGUGAGGUGCAGGCUUAUAAGCAUAGGCUGAUGAGUUAUGGGUUCACGGAGGCUGAGGUGGAGGGAGAGAGGGGUGGACAUAGCCAUAAUCCAAGCAUGUUGGAGUUUGAUGCCCAACUUGAACUCCCCAUGUAUGAAUACCCACCUUUGAAAUGCAACCUAAACGAUACCCAAGCUCCUUUAGAGGAAGAUAAUGAUGUUGAAGACGUCGACAAAUAUGCAUUUGGUGAGACCCCUCGCGCUAAAGACCGGUUGAAGAAUUUGGAAAAUAGAAUCUACCAGAUGGAGAGAAGUCCCAGCAACAGUCGGCUGGAUGGGGAUUCCUCUGGUUCGAAGAGCAUUCUAGAAAAGGUGGUAGUUGGUUACUCUCCUAGGCUGUCAAGACACUCCAGGAAAUUUUCCAAUGAUUUUUCGGCAGAAUAUCUAAGGCCCAUUAGCAGUUUCAAUAAAUCAGAGGAUGUCUCACAGAUAGAGGAUUACUCUAAUUUGAGAAAGUUAGAUAAUGCAUCUGAAAUUGCAGAUGACAACAUGAGUGACAGAGUUUAUACCAUUGACUCAAUCCAUAAUGGAGCACCAAAUAAUGGGUUUACUGAUCCCAAAGCCGGAGGUGAGUUUUCUGAAGAUUAUGUAACCACUCCAAUGUCCUUGAAUCAGGCUGAUUGCGCUGAUCCUGAUAUUAAGAAGCUCUACAUGAGGCUUCAGGCACUUGAGGCAGACAGAGAAUCAAUGAGGCAGGCAAUUAUUUAUAUGCGUACCGACAAAGCUCAAAUGGUACUACUGAAAGAAAUAGCUCAACAUUUGUGCAACGAAAUGACACCAGAAAGACGAAUGACUGCGAAGAAGCCAUCUCUUCUGGGAAGCUUUUCAUUCUCAUCAGUUUUUAAGUGGAUUGUGUCAUUCGUUUUCUGGAAAAAGAGAGCUCGUCGAAGCAAGUACAUGGGUAGGCUGUCAAGCAGUGGAGUGGGAUUGCUAAUGCUCUUGGACAAGGCCCCACGCGUAAGGCCAUGGAGAUGUCUUACAAGCACGCAAGUAUAAAAUCACGUUCUUCAACUUUUGAAUCCAAUGGGUGUCUAUUCUCAUGUUUGUGAUGCAUUUGAUCGCGACUACUAUGAUUAGAUUUUGCGUUCUUUUUCUCUGGAUUCUUGGUUGCUGCGAGAUUGGUUUAAUUGUGAGGUAUUCUUUUGUUACAUUUCUUGUGAGUGGCUGUAUUUUACUGGUUGAAUGGUGAAACAUAGAUUUGGUGUAGGCGUGCUUGCUCGUAUAGUUGGAAUGAAGCUCUAAGAUUGUCAUUUGGCAGCCCCCUCCUGUACAUUGCAUCUUCCCGUAUGAUUUACCAUCCAAGAUAUGCAGUGUAUUCUUUUAGCAUUCAAGCACGUUACUUUGCGUUGAGGCAUGUUACAUUGUAAGGCUUCUAUUUUUAUCUGAUUUGUUGACACUUCUUCUACAGAA
Molecule: messenger RNA, 2824 nt
Organism: Carya illinoinensis
Lineage: Eukaryota; Viridiplantae; Streptophyta; Magnoliopsida; Fagales; Juglandaceae
Product: myosin-binding protein 7
Exons: 4
Coding region: 908-2410 (500 amino acids)
Source: RefSeq, a predicted model, not a curated record